AUGGUCUUCCGCUUCGUGAGCCCCCCUUCCCCCUUCCCCGCUCCCCACCACGCAACCCCCAAACAAACCAACCAACUAACCCUUCCCUUCCAUCAGCCCAAAUCCCUCGACCCAAUAACCCUCUUCCACACCCCCUCCUCCGCCCAAAGCAGCAAAGCCUACAACAUCCUGAAAUCCGCCUCCGCCGCCGCCUCAAACGGCGCGACCCCGAUCGGGCGCGGCGAGUUCACGCUCGAGGUCACCACCGCCCCACCGACAACAGACCAGCUGCGCAAUAUCCUCGAGUACGUUACGGGGGAUCCCAGUGGCGGGGGGAAAGAGGGGGGUGCUAGGUACGCGGUCAGCGAGAUCAUUCAGGGGGCGAAGGAUGCGGAGGAUGCGGUGAAGCGGUUCAAGGAGGAUAGCGGGCGGUUUGUGAGGCCUGUGACGGUGGAUUGGACGAAUGGGCAGGCGGUUGUUGGGGAUAGUGAGAGUCUGAUUUUGAAGAUGGUCAGGCAGGCGGAGGGGAAUUAG
This is a messenger RNA of Aspergillus mulundensis, 513 nucleotides long. RefSeq lists its product as uncharacterized. The record is from RefSeq and is a predicted model, not a curated record. The transcript has a single exon. Gene Ontology annotation, cellular component: mitochondrion. NCBI's taxonomy places the organism in Eukaryota, Fungi, Ascomycota, Eurotiomycetes, Eurotiales, Aspergillaceae. Gene Ontology annotation, molecular function: oxidoreductase activity. The coding region runs from base 1 to 513 and encodes 170 amino acids.